AUGAGGAGGAAGAAGUUUGUGCUGCUGUUGGAUGAUGUUUGGGAAGGUCUUGAUCUUGAAAAGAUUGGGAUUCAUGCACCUAGUAAGGACAACGGGAGCAAGGUGGUUUUCACAACGCAUUCCAUGGAGGUCUGCAGCGACAUGGAUACCGACUGCAAGCUGAAGGUGGAGGCGAUGGCGAACAAGAGGAGUGAGCAUGAAUGGAGAUAUGCAGUGGAGAUCCUACACAAGACCCCUUCACAAGUUCGAGGCAUGGAGGAUGUUUUCAAUCUUCUCAAGUUCGGAUAUGAUAAUCUUGGCAGCGAUAAUCUGAGGUCAUGUCUGUCGUAUUGCUCGCUGUUCCCUGAAGACUAUGAGAUUGAGAAAGAGCAGCUUAUUGAGUCCUGGGCAGGGGAAGGCUUCUUGGGAAAUGGCAGUAACCUGCACAUAAUGGGGCAUGCCAUUAUUGGAUCACUGAAAGUUGCAUGCUUCUUGGAGACUGGAGAAGAUCCGUCACGAGUCAAGCUACACGAUGUGGUGAGGAGUUUCCUGCUGUGGAUUGUGCCUGAGCAACGGUUCAUAAUGCAGGCGAGCCAAGGCCUGACAGAGGCGCCGUGUGGGGAGAGAUGGGAACAAGCUGAGAGAAUCUCUUUGAUGGAUAAUCAGAUCACAAAAUUGUCUCAAUCACCUCAUUGUCCCAAUCUUUCAACAUUGCUGUUCCACUGGAACAAUGGGUUGAGCAAAUUCUGUGAUGGUUUCUUCCAAAACAUGCCAGCUCUCAAGGUUUUAGACUUAUCCUUCACCAACAUCAAAGAGCUUCCUCCGAGCAUCUGCAGAUUAGCCGCGAUUCACCAUCUUGAUCUAUCAGGAACUAAGCUAACCACACUGCCUAGAGAGCUUGGAUACCAUGGUUGGGGGAUGCAAACCACCGCUACCGCUGCCGAUGCUAGUGAGCUAAGGCUUGCUGACUUGGAACGCCUGAGCAGCCUCGACUCUCUUGGGUUCACUGCAACCUCCUUCUCUGAUCUCCACAAUGUGUCGCGCAGCAGAUUCUUGCGUGGAUGCAUACACUACUUGCACAUCAAGGAGUGUGAAGGCCUGCAUCAACUGCCAUUGUCAUCAUAUGCAGGAGACGAUGAUCAACUAUGA
This is a messenger RNA of Salvia splendens (bonfire salvia), 1128 nucleotides long. RefSeq names its product disease resistance protein RPS2. The record is from RefSeq and is a predicted model, not a curated record. Lineage: Eukaryota; Viridiplantae; Streptophyta; Magnoliopsida; Lamiales; Lamiaceae. The transcript is spliced from 3 exons. Gene Ontology annotation, molecular function: protein binding; ADP binding. Bases 1 to 1128 code for a protein of 375 amino acids. Gene Ontology annotation, biological process: defense response to other organism.